CAACACACCCCCAGACCCAGUACAUCCACCGGCACAUUCCGCACAAAUGCACAACACCACAUUAGCCUACACCCCUCUUUGCUUAUCCUGCGCUCACUUCACCGUCGGCAAUCAAUCUCCGCCGCGGUGAUCUAACAACCUCGGGUCUCCUACUUGUCAGAUCUAAGGGAUUGAUAUUGUAGAAAAAUGUUAACGAAAUUCGAGACCAAGAGUAAUAGAGUAAAAGGACUGAGCUUUCAUAACAAGAGGCCUUGGAUCUUGGCUAGUUUACAUAGUGGAGUGAUCCAGCUUUGGGAUUAUAGAGUCGGAACGCUUAUUGAUCGGUUCGAUGAGCACGAUGGACCUGUUCGGGGCGUGCAUUUUCACAAUUCUCAGCCGCUUUUCGUUUCCGGAGGAGAUGAUUACAAGAUUAAGGUGUGGAAUUACAAGCAGCAUAGGUGUUUGUUUACACUUCUUGGACAUCUUGAUUACAUCCGUACUGUACAAUUUCAUCACGAGUAUCCCUGGAUUGUUAGUGCUAGUGAUGACCAGACUAUAAGGAUCUGGAAUUGGCAGUCUCGUACCUGUAUUUCUGUGUUGACAGGUCACAACCAUUAUGUUAUGUGUGCAUUGUUCCAUCCAAAAGAGGACCUUGUUGUAUCAGCUUCGUUAGAUCAGACGGUGCGAGUUUGGGAUAUUGGUGCUUUGCGGAAGAAGACAGUUUCACCUGCUGAUGAUAUCCUGCGUUUGAGUCAGAUGAAUACAGAUUUUUUUGGUGGGGUUGAUGCUGUUGUUAAGUAUGUCUUGGAAGGCCAUGACCGAGGAGUCAACUGGGCUUCAUUCCAUCCUACUCUCCCCCUCAUUGUCUCUGGAGCAGAUGAUCGCCAGGUUAAAAUUUGGAGAAUGAAUGAUACAAAGGCCUGGGAGGUUGAUACCUUGAGAGGGCACAUGAACAAUGUGUCAUGUGUUCUUUUCCAUGCGAGGCAGGAUAUUAUAGUUUCAAAUUCAGAGGAUAAGAGCAUUCGUGUGUGGGAUUCUACUAAAAGGACCGGGCUCCAAACAUUUCGCAGAGAGCAUGACAGAUUUUGGAUUCUUGUGUGCCAUCCUGAGAUGAAUCUUCUGGCAGCAGGCCAUGAUAGCGGUGUGAUAGUGUUCAAGCUGGAGAGAGAACGGCCUGCCUUUUCUGUCAGCGGAGAUUGUCUGUACUAUGUGAAAGACCGUUUUUUGCGCUUCUAUGAAUACUCAACCCAAAAAGAAACCCAAGUUAUACCUAUUCGUAGGCCUGGUUCAACUAGCUUGAACCAAGGACCUAAGACUCUUUCUUAUAGCCCUACCGAGAAUGCAGUUUUGAUCAGCUCGGACUUGGAAGGGGGAUCUUAUGAACUAUAUAUUAUACCCAAGGACAGUUUUGGUAGAGGCGAUUCAGUUCAAGAGGCAAAAAGAGGUUUAGGGGGUUCAGCAGUAUUUGUUGCUCGAAACAGAUUUGCGGUGCUUGAGAAAAGCAGUAAUCAAGUGUUAGUCAAGAAUCUUAAAAAUGAAAUUGUCAAGAAGAGUGCCCUUCCUGUUCCUACUGAUGCAAUUUUUUAUGCCGGCACUGGAAACUUGCUAUGCAGGGCAGAGGAUAGAGUUGUAAUUUUCGAUCUCCAACAAAGGAUUAUUCUUGGAGAUCUUCAAACUUCUUUUGUUAGGUAUGUUGUUUGGUCAAAUGACAUGGAAAAUGUUGCCUUAUUAAGCAAACAUUCUGUUGUUAUUGCUGAUAAGAAGCUCGUGCAUCGAUGCACUCUUCAUGAGACAAUUCGAGUUAAAAGUGGAGCCUGGGAUGACAAUGGUGUCUUCAUCUACACAACAUUGACCCACAUUAAGUAUUGCCUUCCAAAUGGGGAUAGUGGAAUUAUAAAGACCCUUGAUGUCCCGGUUUACAUCACGAAGAUCGUUGGAAACACAAUAUUUUGUUUGGACCGAGAUGGGAAAAAUCGUCCAAUUAUCAUCGAUUCAACUGAAUACGUGUUUAAACUUUGUCUGAUGCGGGAGAGACUUGAACAGGUUAUGACCAUGAUUAGGAAAUCAGACCUUUGCGGGCAAGCCAUGAUCGCUUACCUUCAACAGAAGGGGUUUCCUGAAGUUGCACUUCAUCUUGUAAAGGAUGAGCGAACUCGUUUUAAUCUGGCACUGGAAAGCGGGAACAUCCAGAUAGCAGUUGCUUCUGCCAAAGAGAUUAAUGAGAAAGAUCACUGGUACAAAUUGGGGGUAGAGGCACUUCGUCAAGGUAAUGCGGGUAUCGUGGAAUAUGCAUAUCAGAGAACAAAAAAUUUUGAAAGGUUAUCUUUCCUCUAUCUUAUUACAGGAAACUUGGAUAAGCUUGCUAAAAUGCUAAAAAUUGCUGAGGUUAAUAAUGAUGUUAUGGGUCAAUUUCAUAAUGCGUUAUACCUGGGUAACGUCCAGGAGCGCGUUAAGAUUUUGGAGAGUGCGGGUCAUCUGCCUCUGGCAUAUAUUACUGCUUCUGUUCAUGGGCUCCAUGAUGUUGCUGAGCGUCUUGCUGCUGAACUGGGUGAUAAAGUUCCUCCUUUGCCAAAAAAGAGACCAGCAUCUCUUUUAAUGCCCCAACCUCCUAUUGUAUGUGGUGGCGAUUGGCCAUUAUUGAUGGUCACAAAAGGCAUCUUGGAGGCUGGUCUUGAUAAUAUUGGAAAGAGCAGCCAGGAAGAAUAUAUGGAUGCCUCCGAAGCAGAUUGGGGUGAAGACCUGGAUCUUGUGGACGUUGAGAACAUCCAAAAUGGGGACAUCAGCUUGGUUCUUGAUGAUGAGGAAAUACAUGAAGAAAACGACGGGGGAUGGGAUCUUGAGGAUCUUGAACUUCCACCUGAUCUUGAUACACCAAAAACUAGUAAUGCGCGCUCCUCUGUAUUUAUUGCGCCUGCUGCUGGAAUGCCCGUGAGCCAAAUUUGGGUUCAAAAGUCUUCUCUUGCUGCUGAACAUGCUGCUGCUGGCAAUUUUGACACUGCAAUGCGUUUGCUAACACGGCAACUGGGAAUAAGGAAUUUUGCUCCCUUAAAAUCUUUAUUUAUUGAUCUCCAUACGGGCAGCCAUACUUAUUUACGUGCAUUCUCCUCUUCUCCCGUCAUCUCAUUGGCAAUCGAGAAGGGAUGGAGUGAGGCAGCCAGCCCCAAUGUGCGGAGCCCACCUUCACUGGUGUUCAGUUUCACACAGUUGGAAGAGAAGCUCAAGGCAGGAUACAAAGCCACAACUGCUGGAAAAUUUACUGAAGCUUUGCGGCUUUUCCAGGGCAUUCUUCAUACCAUCCCGCUUAUUGUUGUCGAUACACGUCGAGAGGUGGAUGAAGUAAAGGAAUUGAUCAUCAUUGUUAAGGAAUAUGUUCUUGGUUUACAGAUAGAGCUCAAAAGAAGGGAAACAAAGGACAAUCCAGUUCGUCAACAAGAGCUAGCAGCAUACUUUACUCAUUGUAAUCUUCAGCUGCCUCACUUGAGACUUGCUUUACUGAAUGCUAUGACUGUCUGCUACAAGGCGAAAAAUCUAAACACAGCAGCCAAUUUUGCCAGGCGACUUUUAGAGACCAAUCCAUCCGCUGAAAACCAAGCCAAAACAGCCCGCCAAGUUUUGCAGGCUGCCGAAAGGAACAUGAAUGACGCCUCUCAGCUGAAUUAUGACUUUAGAAAUCCGUUUGUGGUUUGUGGAGCAACGUAUGUUCCUAUAUACCGAGGACAAAAGGAUGUCAGUUGCCCUUACUGCAGCUCACGCUUUGUGCCAUCUCAAGAAGGGCAGAUUUGUACUGUUUGUGACCUAGCCAUUGUUGGUUCUGACGCUUCUGGUUUACUCUGCUGUCCCUCGCAAACCAGAUAAUUUGAUUUGCUGAGUAAUUGUGUCUUCCAGUUGUGAUGCCAACAAAUAUUCUGUUUCUUUCCAACAGAGAUAGAGGAAUAUUAAAAGACCAGUUGAGUUUCAGUCAGUAUGUGUUUCCAUUCUAAUAUUUGUUUUCAAUUCUACUUUCCGCUUUUCUUAUUUCUUCCUUCCCUUCCUUUCUAAGCUUUGCCAUUACAUCCUUGAGUGUAAUAAACUAUUUAGAGAAUUUUGUCUUGAGCCAUUCAUGUAAUUUGAUGAUAAUAUAGAGGUUAAGUUGAAAAUUUUCACCGAGUACAUUGGAUCUUGUGACAAUGUAAUUUACAUAUAUUAAUGUUAUAGUAACUUUCAGUUCCUUUA
Messenger RNA from Daucus carota subsp. sativus, 4191 nucleotides. Its product is annotated as coatomer subunit alpha-1. The transcript has 4 exons. Bases 187 to 3834 code for a protein of 1215 amino acids. Gene Ontology annotation, biological process: endoplasmic reticulum to Golgi vesicle-mediated transport; retrograde vesicle-mediated transport, Golgi to endoplasmic reticulum; intracellular protein transport. Gene Ontology annotation, cellular component: COPI vesicle coat. The record is from RefSeq and is a predicted model, not a curated record. NCBI's taxonomy places the organism in Eukaryota, Viridiplantae, Streptophyta, Magnoliopsida, Apiales, Apiaceae. Gene Ontology annotation, molecular function: structural molecule activity; protein binding.